Orbicella faveolata is the source of this 7014-nucleotide messenger RNA. RefSeq names its product cytoplasmic polyadenylation element-binding protein 2-like. NCBI's taxonomy places the organism in Eukaryota, Metazoa, Cnidaria, Anthozoa, Scleractinia, Merulinidae. Gene Ontology annotation, biological process: negative regulation of cytoplasmic translation. Gene Ontology annotation, cellular component: neuron projection; synapse; nucleus. Gene Ontology annotation, molecular function: mRNA regulatory element binding translation repressor activity; translation factor activity, RNA binding; ribosome binding. The record is from RefSeq and is a predicted model, not a curated record.
UCUAUGCGGCGAAAGAAGACCAACUGAUGGAUGAGUAAUGUAGGUGCAAUUUUUUUCUUACUCGAAAAGAAAUAUUUGUAAUGAUUUUGAGAAAUUAAUUUCAGCUAUGGCGAAAGGCUGUGUAAGUUUCGAGUCUAAAAUAAGCGGAAUAAACUGACAGUGCUUUACAAAGGCUUAGCCACACCAACGCAUCUUUUAUAAUCCCGUAUGAUGAAAGAACAAUGGCUUUUUUACCUGCCGUGUGUAAAUAUAUCGAGGCACGAGUCGACCCUUUGUAAUGAUUAUGACCAUUAGAACAAGCGUCUAUUCAGGGAUUGACGAAUUCAGAGCCACCUAGACCACGUGCAAACUGCGAAACAAAAACAUAAUCAUGGCGAUUGCUUAAAAGUUAUUAUUGACUGCGCUAGGAGAAGUUCGCAAAGAAACGAUCGCAUCCAUUUAGCCUAAAACCUUCCCAGUCUUAUUUAUACUUUUAAUUGUUUACGUUGGCGAGAUAUCUUCCGCUAGCAUUUCGGGCUUUUACAGGAUGUUCUUUCUCAAAACGCCGCUAGGCCUUUCAAAUCGCGUCGACGCAUUCAAUAUUCUUUCAUAAGGGCGGAAAAUCGUAUUUUUCUCCUUAGGUCAAAUCAAACACCGCCGAUGUGAAAAAUACAUCAGAAAUGCGCCCUCGAUCGCCGAAUCUGAUUUCAUGUGAUCAUUAUUAAUUUUCCCAUAAGCAGGUAGGACCACGUGAUGUGGACCGCAGAACCAUUCAUCUGACUCGGAUCUUGUUCAACUUGACAGAAAAAGCAACGACGUGGCGAGGUGAACACAAUAGCACCUGCUGUAUACGUAAUCGACUAAGGCACUAUUUCGCCUUAGCUUCUACAAUCCUGGGAUAUGGCCGAUUUUGGCCACACAACAAGAUCACUUUCACCAGUCGACUACAAUCACAGCGACUCGCGAGCGACGUCGCUCUUUUUCCCUGGAAAUCUCAAGGAGGAGCACACAGACAACAAAAAUAUUAAAAACGGUGCGUGUGAAGACUGUUUAGACGAUUCGUCGAAAUCUAAGGUAAUUUCAACGCAGGGAAACACUGCUUUAGAGCAGACAAAACUUAAUUUCACCAGAGAUUCAGAGAACUCCAUGUUUCACGAUUUCGCGACAUCGACCACAUUUUGGUCGCCACCCAACGUAGAGGAUGUAUUUGUACAGCCCGCAAUUCCUCAGCCAGUCAACGGCAUUCAUUUGCCUUCUAACACUCCGGUUAUAACGCAGCCAAGAAGAAUAAAUGGACCAACUAGUAUGACAACAACAAUGAACCAUCAGCCCAGAAGACCAAUGCCUCAUAAUUCACCGUUUAUAACGCAAACCAAAUCAAUGCCGACUAUUACAAGCCUCGGAGGAUGGAAUCAACAAACUCCGCAAUCCAUUUCAGGCUGGCCUUCACAACAACACAACUCAUGGGGCAGUCGGCAUUCAAACCAUACAUUGAACGCCAUCAAUUUCCCACAUGGAAGGAGCUCUCGGCCGUCUUCUUUAACUCUUCCAAGCUCCUCGCGAAUGAGAAAUCACCGUCCAAACCAUUCGUUUGCUCCUGUUUCUCGAUCGGCUAUCUCUACGCAAAGCAUAACGCAGGGGUUACAAAGUUUGAGUCUCAAUAGGCAGCCUGUGGACGGUACAAUCUUGGAUGAUAUUCCCAGCCUUGGAAAUUCACAUGGCCAAACCAGUGAGCUUUCAAACUCGCUAUACUCUUAUCAGGAUUCAAUGAAAUUCCCGUCUUUGGAAACACGUUUACUCGAUAUAAUUCGUUCCCCGUCGGAUCCUCCAGAUAACUUAAGCGCGUUCAAAUAUCACCUACAGAAGAAAGGACUCUCCCACGCAGGAGAUCAAAUUGUGCCAUCGAUAUGGUCACUAAACUGCUCUCCCACAUCAGACCUACCUGACCACAUUGAGCGUUAUUCCAGAAAAGUGUUUGUUGGAGGGCUUCCCCCGGACAUUGAUGAAGAUGAGAUUCACGCCAGUUUCUGUCGGUUUGGGAGCUUAACUGUGGACUGGCCACACAAAGCUGAAAGCAAGUCAUACUUCCCUCCUAAAGGCUAUGCCUUUCUGUUGUACUUGGAGGAACAAUCAGUGCAGAAGCUUAUCGACGCCUGUUUUCAGCAAGAUGACAAGUUAUACCUUUGCGUGUCUAGCCCUACUAUUAAAGACAAACCCGUUCAGAUCAGGCCUUGGAAUCUGAAUGAUUCAGAUUUCGUAAUGGAUGGUUCUCAUCCUUUGGAUCCAAGGAAGACGAUAUUUGUAGGUGGAGUGCCACGCCCAUUGAGGGCAAUAGAGCUCGCCAUGAUUAUGGACCGGCUAUACGGAGGCGUGUGUUACGCUGGAAUAGAUGUGGAUCCUGAACUGAAAUACCCCAAAGGUGCUGGUCGAGUGGCCUUCUCCAACCAACAAAGUUACAUCGCUGCAAUCAGCGCUAGAUUUGUGCAGCUCCAACACGGGGACAUUGAUAAAAGAGUUGAAGUGAAGCCAUACGUUUUGGACGACCAGCUAUGCGAUGAAUGUCACGGCGCACGGUGUGCUGGGAAAUUCGCGCCAUUUUUCUGCGCAAACGUGACCUGUCUGCAGUACUACUGUGAACAGUGCUGGGCUAUCAUACAUUCCAGACAAGGGCGGGAAUUUCACAAGCCGCUGGUCAAAGAAGGUGCGGACAGACCAAGAACUGUCCCAUUCAGAUGGUAAAGAAAAGCACAAAAUACAAUCCUUUGUCUUGAAAAGCAUUUUACUGUGCAAGCAAUUGCUAUGGCGAUUAUUUGAUCAGAAAUGGCGUGUUAAAAGAAAACAGAAAUUUUACUUUCCUUGUCUUAAUCAACUGAGACAAGAAAUAGGUUACCUUGUCCUCAUCUUUCAUUUCUUUUCCCUUCAUUCAAUUGCUGUGUAUGUUUUAAAUUGCUAGAACAAAUAACACUGUCAUUCUGGUUCAAAUAAUGUCACGGGAAAGUAUUAUAUUGGUUGGAAAGUAGUAACUUAUUUUAGUUAAAAUGAUCGUGGGGCUAAGGCAGAAUUAUCCGCUAAAUUAUAAUGUUAAUGUGUUAGUGUCAUGAUUUCUGAAAAAAUAUCAUUAUGAUAGAUCUCAGUAGGAGUUCACUUUACUUGAUUACAUUGUAUAAUGGCUUCAGAGGGAAGGGGGAUAUAGAUGGUAAUGUCUGUAAAGCGCUGAAGGAUGAAGAUACGUAUUAUUUGUAAAUGGAGAACUUUUUAAAGCAUUUUUAAGCAGGCGAGAGGAUUCAUUCCGACUGGUGAUCGGCACUUUUAUCAAGUACCAAAGUUUAAUUGUUUAGUAGACAAGGAAAUUGCAUACUUAAACGAGUAGAGUUAUUUAUUGAGGAAUUUUGCCUACAGGAAAUUUAAUAUAUAGAAAUGCUGUUUAUAUUAUUACUAGAAUUGUACAUACUAGCUGACAAGAAAAGUUAAAUUUCGGCAAACAAGUAAAGAUACGUUAUAAAUCAAAGCAAAGAUUACGUGUGAGAAUGGUACAAGAAGAGGGCUUCUCUCUGAAGUUUAAUUUUAUAGAAUGCAUAAUUGUUUAUAGCUGAGUGAGACGGCUACCAUUGUUGAAGCAGCAAAGAAAUAUAGGACUGAAAGUUACCAUAACUCAAAGCUUCAAACAACAAAAACUAUGACUUAAAGCGUAACGAAAAGGGAACAUGACAGAAAAAUCUGCAGUGUUACAGACACCCUUAAAUUAGAGUAUAAAAUGUAACAAACUGCAUUGAAAAUCCUAGACAGAAAGAUCAAGAUUUUUAGGGCUUGGAAUAAAUUCCAUAUUGUACAUUUUUUUUCUCACGUUGUUUUAAACAACAUCAUGAGAUAUGUAAGAAAUGAAUUAUUAUUGGUUUUUCAAACCAUGCUAUCAAUGUUGGCUUCUAAAUGCUACAGUGAUAUAUAGAAGAAGAGACCAAAUCAUUCUACUUUACUUUAUGAGGAUAAAACUAUUACCUUAUAUCUUUUGUUCAAAAGGCCAGAACUUUUUAUAGAUUUUAUAUUUACUUCAGAUAAUAUAUGACAUGAGUUUAAUUUUGGAAAUAUUUAGUUUUAGAGAGAUGGAUAAUCUGUUUGUGGAAUAUGAAUUUGUACAAUUUGGGAGUUACUUGUUUGCGUGGCAGAUAAAUUUCUCAUGAAAAACACGUUUGUAUUCGUUAAACUUUAAGCCAGAAAAUCAGUUUUGUAAUUUGUACGAUGGAAAGAAAACCAAAAUAACCUCCUUUUGAAAUACGCUGUUGAAUAUUGCUGUGACGUUAAAGAUGCAGUCAGUGAAAAUCAAGUGCUUCGAAAGAGGAAGAAAACGUUUAGUGAAGAGAUAAACAGGAAAACGAAAAAGGAAUUGUAGGAGGAUUUCAAUUUCAUACCAUUUUAGCCAUAAACAACUUCCAUCAAUUAAAAUCACUCUGAACAAAAAGCAUAUCGUAUGCUUUAAAUUGCUUUGUUUGUUACUACAUGUACUUUUGUUGUGUAUAUAACAGAUUAUUUGCAUAAGAUUUGUAAAGUUCUCAAACAAUUUCUGCAACAAUGUUUGGUUCGAGGAAACGACUUUUUACACUUUGAAGGUUCAUAACGUGGUCAGAAAAUUAGAGUAACGUAUAGCUCUGUUUAAAAAGCCCUUUAUUUUUGGAGACGAAAAUCAUGAAUGUUUGAAUCAAGGUCUAGUUAAAAGUUUUCACAAUGAUUUGAUAUCAGUUUUUGAGAAUUUCCAUUUUUGUAAUAUUGCUGGCAAACCACUCACGUUUACACUGUUGAAAAGUUAUCUGCCACGCAAACAUGAACUUUGAAUCGUAACAUGUAUUGCCUUGCACGUUACAAAUUAUUUCAACUCGUACAAAUGUAUGAUAAUAUUUUUUUCGCUAUAUUUAUGUUUUAAGGGUGGUCACAGAAUAACUUUCGUAAUUUAUUUGCUCUUGACUCAGUGAGGACAUGUUCAGGGAAAUUUGAUAAUGCGUCGAUACAGGAGUAUAAACUACAACCAAAUGUCCACUGACAGACAGUGUCAUUUUUAGGAUUGAAAUUGUUAACUAUCUGUCCAUUAUAACAUCAAAAAACAAAAAACAAAAAAAGUACAAAUUAAUGGUUUGCUUACAACUUAUACCUCCUAACUCCAGAGUUUAUUCUGUAAUAUUAUUGUAUUCCACAUGUAACCGACAUAUGGAGAGUUAUUUAUAAAUCAGCACACUUUGUAAAUGUCAGUUUCUUUCUACUGAGGGGUAUGCAUGUAAUUGUUACAAAGAACGGGCUAAAAUAUAUCUUUUUAAUAAAAAAAAACGUAAGUCGUUUCAAAGGAAAGCGUUGGGCAGGAUGGAGCAUUAUUUUUGCCUUCAAUAUAGCAUUAUUUUCUUGUAUCUUUGUAUUGAUUCAAUUUGUUUUAGAGUUUCGUUUUGUUAGCCAGGUUGUCGAUAGCCACCCUAACAAUCGACAAAUAGGGUUUGGUGAUAAACACACUCCAAACCAGCAUCAUAACCAACCCACAGUAAAAUUUCCUCCCUUAAAUGUUCAUAAUGUAACACGUUUUAAACUAGACUUCAGACUUCAGACUAGUAAACAAAGUUACAUUUAGCAAUUCCAAGUUUGUGUGCAAAUUUCGAAGUUGCCUCAGUCAAUCAUCCCUCAGGAGCCCAGAAACCGCAGCUAUGCUGCCCCAGUAGGGUACUUUACCCUAUACUACAGUGCGACCAAUGAUCAAGACAUUUCAUCUGAUUGCUACGAAUAAGCUAUGCUUCAAAACUUGCACACGUGACUUGUCAAUCAGAUGUUAAACUGGUUCUAAACUUAAAUAUUUAAUACAUUUUAUUUUUCAUGCUAUAUCACUUGGUUACUUUCUACUGCAACGAUACGCCACCAGGUACCGCUAAAGAGUGCAGUUGUUAAAUUUCAAACAAUUUCAUAUUUAACAAGAUUUUCUUUAACUUGUGACGCCUAAAAAGAAGCGAAUAACUUUUAAACUUUUAAAUGUUACGCUAGCGAGCAAGCAUUGUGAUGUAUUUGAAUUCAAAAUCGUAGAAAACCUAACUUUGAUAAUUUGCUACGGCAGAAAGCACCUAAAGAGCCUUCAAAGUUCUUCCCCUCAGAGUGCGCAUGCUCAUUUCAACCUCGUUUUCAACUAAAUGGCUAUAAUACUUUCUCCAUGUAAGUAAAUACUUUCAUAACUUAAGUAUAUAAAAGGAAAAAUACUUGACGAUAUAGAAUUGACUACAGUAGCAAGUCUUAAAAAGGUUUUUAGAAACUAAUUUUCCCAAACAAUACGAGUACACUGUUAAGAAAGAAUUCUUUAUUUUCAUAUGGUUUUGCCAGUUUCCAAUGAUUUGUUUGGGUUCGCAUUAAGCAUCUCGUGCUUUGAAUGAACGAAGAAAUUCUUAUCUCCCAGGGAGAAAAAGAACACGAAUCUUUGGAACAGGCUAAAAAGGAUUUUUGUUCACUUUUUUACAACUAUUUUUCUUAGUUUAAGUAUAAACACGUUUCACUGAUUUUGUUUUUAAAUUUUGCAUAUUUUAAUAACAUUUGGAAGUAACCAUUUUAUGUAUCAUGAAAUACAGAACAUAACAUCACAAAUACAUUUAUCGGUAUUUAUCACUAAAGCGCAAUUUUAAAAAACUCAUAUUACGAUGCAUGCUGGUUUUAUAACUGAUGGUAUUUUCAAAGCAUAUUUUGACCUCUGCAGUGUAGAUCUUACAGGAUUAAUAAUUAUUUUAAGAUCUCUUUAAUUUUGUAUUCAGACAUUUGUAGCAUGUAUUAAAGAAUUCUUUGUCCCAGGUAUCUGUAAAUGUAUAAUUCUGCUACCGUGGCAUAAAGUAAAUUUUUAUAAUUGAAUAUUUUGGUUAUAUAUGGUUAAUAGUGGAAUAUGAUCUUGAUAAUUGCUAGUAGGCUGGAGUCUCUUUUGGCUCACAGUAUCUACUUUUUUAGUAUUUAGAGCAUUUACGUGUUGCAAGUGUUGACACUGUUUGCUUAAUCUAUAAAAGUUCAAAUAAACUAACUCUUGUUUGUGUUUAA